Molecule: messenger RNA, 848 nt
Organism: Hydra vulgaris (swiftwater hydra)
Lineage: Eukaryota; Metazoa; Cnidaria; Hydrozoa; Anthoathecata; Hydridae
Source: RefSeq, a predicted model, not a curated record
UUAGUAAUGCAUGAAGGGCUACUUUGACUUCUUUUAAUAAUAUUUGUUCGUUUGUUAAAGCUUAAAGUUUGUUGUAGUUGAAACAAUAUUUUACAUUAGUAUAAAAAGAAUUAACAAUUUUUUAAACAAUUUUAAACAGAAUAUAAAAGGGUUAAACACUUAUGCUUGGUUUCUAAAUAUAUUCGAGAUGAACUUUUUUUACGGCUUCUUUUUCAUUCCAUCUGUUUCAAGCCUGCUAUGUUACAAGCAGCAGUUGAAUCAAACAAACUCAGAUGGGACGAUAUACAAUAAUUGUGCCGUGUGCCAGGCACUAGAGUACAAUUUUCCUAAUGGAACUUAUUUUGUUCAAAAUUGUAUUACAGGAAACUCAGGUUGUGUUUGCCCUACAAGCUCCAUGAGUACACUUACAAGAUGUCAGUGUUGUUCUGCUGAUUUAUGUAACACUGUCAUUUUUGAAACUGUGAAGAAAGACAGCAAAAAUACUUUGGAAUGUUACGAUCAAGAAUUGCAAAUUUACACAUUGACCGGAAUAACACAAUACACUUCUGACCUUUCAUCAGAAGUUGGGUGUUCUAUGUGCAUGAUAUUAAACGAAACUAACUACGGUUUUAAAACAGCGCAAAUUAUACAAUCCUGUGUUACUAACCAAACUUCUUGUGUUUAUGAUAAAAACAUCUAUUCAAACCCAGACUCUAUAUACACGGCAACUUGCUGUUAUAAAGAUCUUUGCAACAAUUUGAAUUCCGACAAUCCAACUAUCCCAAACUGUAGUUUUACUUUUAGGUUUGGGUUUUGGAAUGUUUUCGGAACCUUAUUUUUGAUUGUCGCUAAUGUAUAAUUUUUUUUUA